This is a messenger RNA of Laccaria bicolor S238N-H82, 1731 nucleotides long. RefSeq lists its product as uncharacterized. The coding region runs from base 1 to 1731 and encodes 576 amino acids. Lineage: Eukaryota; Fungi; Basidiomycota; Agaricomycetes; Agaricales; Hydnangiaceae. The record is from RefSeq and is a predicted model, not a curated record. Gene Ontology annotation, biological process: transmembrane transport. Gene Ontology annotation, cellular component: membrane. The transcript has 4 exons.
AUGGUUUCUGGGUCAUCCGUAGCCACUCUUGUGCUAUUCAUCUUCUCCAUCGUCUGCGUUAUCUACCCGUUUUCGUUCCUGGCGCUCUUGCCUUAUCUAGGCCGGAAGCGAAUAUAUAUCAAUCUUACAACCGCACCGAUAAUCGCCAUCGCUAUCCUUUGGGCUGCGCAAUGUCUUGGACCUAGUGUUAUUCGUGACGGUAUCGUUGGUACUGAUGGAGUCAAGCCUUACAAUAUUCUCAUUUUGUUUUUCUCUUUGGCUUAUAUGGCGAUCACGCUCGAUAUCACUGGCGUUUUACAAGCAGCUGCUUUCUGGGUCAGCAACAAGGGCGGUUCGAAUGGCUGGAAAUUGUUUUUCUACUUCUACAUCAUGUUAACGGCCCUCAGCGUUCUCCUUGGAAAUGACCCUAUAAUUUUAUCUGGUACCGCUUUCCUGGUGUAUUACACUAAAGUUGCCGAGCUGAAUCCUAUCUCAUGGCUCAUGUCUGAAUUUGCGGCAGCAAAUACUGCAAGUAUGGUAUUAUUCGUAGGAAAUCCCACCAACGUUGUUAUUUGCGAAGGGUUUCGCGUUAAUAAUGCGGCUUUCACAGCCUACACUAUUCUCCCAUUCCUCGCCUGCAGUUUAACUUGCCUAAUCACACUUGGGAUCCAAUUUCGUAAAUCCAAAUACAUUCCCAGGCAUCUCAAUGUUUCCGGGGACUUAGACGUCCGAUCUGUCCUCCUAGACCCAAUUGGCGCAUGGGUUGGGAGUUUAAUCCUUGGAACAUGUCUGGUUGUCAUCAUCGCUGUUAGCUUCUUCCACAUCGACGUGUGGAAAAUCAGCCUUCCAUUCGCAGUCUCCAAAUUCCUCUACGACAUUGCAUGGGAUCACUACAGAUAUAUCAAUAAACAAAAGUUUAGGCGCAAAAAAUCGGACGAGGACUUGUCGGCUGCUCAGGAAGAGAUUAUCAUGAACCAAUUACGGCAGCACACCAUCCCCAGAAAAUCAUCCGACUUUCUCAACAAAGAGGAUACUCCAAUUGAGCGAAAUAGCCAUAAUCCUACAUUUGGAGACGUUCUGUCAACAUCCCCUAUCCAAACCCGCGCAAAUUCACGCUCCAAUACAGGAAACACCACAGAAACCUACAUAAAUUCUCCGACUCGGCUGCUCCCACCGAACUUGGAAAAGCCCUCUCUUUCAAAACGACUGCACAGCGCCUACUCCAAGAAGUUGCACGAACUCACAGUUCAUUUCCCCACCUUUUUCACAGCUCUCCCUCGCCUCCCGUUUGCACUCGUCCCAUUCGCCUUCUCUCAAUUUAUUCUCAUCGAAGCGCUAGCACACCAAGGCUGGAUAGAGAUCUUCGCCAACUGGCUCGUCCGCGCGUCCAAUCGCCAGGUCUAUCCUACCAUAUGGUUAAUCGGGAUUCUUGGAGUAAUAUUAUGCAAUGUCUCCGGGACAAAUAUCGGCGCUACGAUUUUGCUCACCAAAGUUGUGCGUGCGGCGGAUUUCCCAGAUCAUAGCAACCGCGCGGCUGCGAUCGCUUUGGCGGUAGCGAGCAAUAUUGGUGCUGUGAGCUUUACGUUCAGCGCGAGUCUUGCGGGAUUGUUGUGGAAGCAGAUUUUGGAACAGAAAGGGAUUUACGUGAAACAAACGACGUUUGCGUAUUGGAAUAUUUUGCCGCUGAUUGUGAUGACGGGUGUGGGUCUUGCAGUCGUCUGCGCAGAGAUGGCGGUCUUGUUUCGGCCAUGA